Molecule: messenger RNA, 1375 nt
Organism: Oncorhynchus tshawytscha (Chinook salmon)
Lineage: Eukaryota; Metazoa; Chordata; Actinopteri; Salmoniformes; Salmonidae
Product: hatching enzyme 1.2-like
Exons: 1
Coding region: 362-1171 (269 amino acids)
Biological process (GO): proteolysis
Molecular function (GO): zinc ion binding; metalloendopeptidase activity
Source: RefSeq, a predicted model, not a curated record
UGGUAUAGAUACAUUACAUUACCUGAACAACUUGAAUAGACGCGGCUAACUACUCUGUCUGAAGAUUAUGUAGUCAUUCUGAAUGACCCAUACAUGCAUCAGUACAGACGUUGGUUGAUAUGAAGAUGAUACAACUUUCAACUGAACAAUGGGAACAGUGAAACAUUUGCUACUUUGGGUACAGAGAGUGAUGACCAGCAGGUUCAGCCAGUUCAAGGCUGGAUUGGUCACGAGUUGAGGCUUCUGAGAAUGUUGUGUCCUGUGUCAUCUGGGUCUUCGUCAGGCAUCCGUCUGGCCAGGCUGUCCCCCACAGCCACAGCGAAAGAGGACACCCAAACAGUCUCUCCAACUGCUAAGAAAAAUGGCCUACCUUCUUUCUCUCUCCUUCUUCCUCCUCUUCCUAGGACUCACACAGGCCCACCCUCUCCAGCUUGAUGAGAAGGAUGAGAUGGUCUUCACAGAAGACCCAGAUGAUCUGGUGGACAUCACCACCAGGAUCCUGGAGACCAACAAUGGCACCACAGAGAUGCUGAUGGAAGGAGACGUCAUGGUCCCCAGAACCAGGACUGCCAUCAGGUGCUUGUGGUCCAACAAAUGUCUCUGGGAGAGGAAGAAGUCAGAGAACCUCGUCAAGAUUCCUUACACGCUCAGUUCAGAUUUUGACUCUUACUCCCAGGGGAAGAUCAAGUAUGCCAUGAACACCUUCCACGCCAAGACCUGCGUGCGCUUCGUCCAACGUAGCAACCAGAGGGACUACCUUAGCAUCGAAAGCAGAUCCGGCUGUUCUUCAUGGGUUGGAAAAACCGGAGGUAAGCAGCUCGUAUCCCUCGAAAAAGGAGGGUGUGUUUACCACGGUACCAUCCAGCACGAGCUGCUCCACGCUCUGGGUUUCUACCACGAACAGAACAGGAGUGACCGCGACAAGUACAUCAGGAUCAACUGGGAGUAUGUUGAACACGGUGAGGAGCCCAACUUCGACAAAGAGGACACCAACAACCUGGACAUUCCCUAUGACUACUCCUCCGUCAUGCAUUAUAAUAGAUGGUCGUUCAGCACUGUGUAUAGGAAGGAGACGAUCACUCCUAUUCCUGACGCCACUGUGCCCAUCGGACAGAGCUUGGAGAUGUCUGCGAUCGACGUUCAGAGGGUUAACAAGCUCUACAGGUGUUAAAGGGAGGGAAAAGUUGGAGCUGAAUCUGAUGUCUGAAUCUGAUGUCGGAAUCUGAUGUCUGAAUUUGAUGUCGGACUGUCAAUGUUAAAAUGAUCUGGCAUUGUGUUGUUUGAAGGCAACGUGAGGUUAACUCAUUUUGUCAUGUUCGUUAGUUGAUAGUAAUGGAAAUAAAAAUACAUCUCAUGAGGAAGCACAUAAGUCCUC